CUCACCCCACUCUCAAAUACACUCAUCAUCAUUCUCUCAUUAUUCAUAUACUUUUAGGCAUAUUCCCAAUGGCAAGUGUUGAGGUUGAAUCAGUUGUAAACACCAUGCCUGCAGUUGAGAAGCUAGUAGAACCCGCCCCAGAAGCACCAAAAGAAGUCGAGCCAGUUGUUGCUGCAGAGCCAUCAGUGGUUGAUCAAGAGCCAAAAGAAGCAGAAACCGCCGUCGAUACUCCUCUUCCACCAGUGGAAGAACCUGCAGCCAUCCCCCAAGUCGUGGCUGAAGCCGACGUCGCUGAUGUGGUGGAAGAGGCUAACGUCGAAGCAGAGGAAACAAAGGCAGAGACGACGGCUGAGGAAGAGGUGAAGACUGACGAAGAAAUAACUCCUGUUGUGACGAAAGACGACGUCGUCCCUGAAGAAACUCCAGGGACGAACGAGGUGGUCGUCCCAGAGGACGCACCAGUGACCGAGGAAGCUAAAGAAGCUGUUGAUGAGGUUGUUGCCACUACCCCUACUGAAGUUGCCGCAACAGAGGAAUAGAUCGAGUGAGAUAUAUAUCUCAGAAUUUGGAUAUGGUAUUUUUAUUAUUAUGUUGUGACUUUGGUUUUUAGUAUGGUCGAAAUUUCGGGUUCUAAUUUCUAUUUUGUCAUAAUUCUUCAAAAGCCAAUUAAGUGCAAGAUAUGAUUCGAUUA
Molecule: messenger RNA, 691 nt
Organism: Erigeron canadensis
Lineage: Eukaryota; Viridiplantae; Streptophyta; Magnoliopsida; Asterales; Asteraceae
Product: cytadherence high molecular weight protein 1-like
Exons: 2
Coding region: 69-539 (156 amino acids)
Source: RefSeq, a predicted model, not a curated record